AGCGGAAGGGCAGGGGAAGCAGCAGGGCGGUCUCGCAGCCCCCGCCUUGCAAGGGGGCGCAUCCAGCCUGGCAGCCUCCCAGGGCCCAACCCACAGCCAGCGAGCUCCGAUGCUCAGAGAGGCAGGAAACGGGGCCAGCCAGGGGGACCCGAGAGCGGCUGCACUUUCCUGUCCCCCGCCGAGGAGAGCGGAGGAGCAGCGGCCCGUGGCCUGGCGAGUUUCCCCGGAGAGGAGCCGGAUUCCGGUGCAGGGACGGAGCGAGGAGUCCGAGGGGAGCUGCGGAUGCCAGUCAGUGGCCCAGUGGGAGAGCAGGGGGGACAGACCAGACCCUGCCAGACCGGAGUGGGGAGGCACACGAGGAAGGAGGGGAGCAGAUUUCCUCUGUGAAAGUGAAGGAGGAGAUCCUGGACGAGGAGGAAGAAGACGCCAACAUGAGGUCAGAGAUGGAGCGGCAGAGCUUCCGGCGGUUCUGCUACCAGGAGGCCGAGGGGCCCCGAGAGGCCUGGCUUCGGCUCCAGGAACUUUGCUCCCGGUGGCUGAAGCCAGAGAGGCGCACCAAGGAAGAGAUGGUGGAGCUGCUGGUCCUGGAGCAGUUCCUGACCAUCCUGCCUGCGGAAAUGCAGAGCUGGGUCAAGGGAGGCAGGCCAGAGACCUGCGCCCAGGCGGCGGCCCUCGCUGAGGACUUCCUGCUGCAGCUGCAAGACACCGAGGGGCUUCCGGGAAAGGUAAGUGCCCUCCUCUCACCUGGGUCUCCAGCAUCUCAUGGUCUCAGGUCCAGUGCCUCUAGACAUGGAGGUUCUGUUUAGUUAUGGUGGUGAAUAUUCCUCCUCCCUGCAUUUUCUCUCUCAUCCACUUUAAA
Molecule: messenger RNA, 859 nt
Organism: Podarcis muralis (Common wall lizard)
Lineage: Eukaryota; Metazoa; Chordata; Lepidosauria; Squamata; Lacertidae
Source: RefSeq, a predicted model, not a curated record